Molecule: messenger RNA, 1477 nt
Organism: Cottoperca gobio
Lineage: Eukaryota; Metazoa; Chordata; Actinopteri; Perciformes; Bovichtidae
Gene: dmrt3a
Product: doublesex and mab-3 related transcription factor 3a
Exons: 2
Coding region: 1-1413 (470 amino acids)
Biological process (GO): regulation of transcription by RNA polymerase II; male sex differentiation
Cellular component (GO): nucleus
Molecular function (GO): protein binding; DNA-binding transcription factor activity, RNA polymerase II-specific; RNA polymerase II cis-regulatory region sequence-specific DNA binding
Source: RefSeq, a predicted model, not a curated record
AUGAAUGGCUACGGGUCCCCCUACCUGUACAUGGGGGCUCCGGUGUCUCAGCCCCGGGCCCCGCUGCAGAGGACCCCAAAGUGCGCGCGGUGCCGGAACCACGGAGUGCUGUCGUGGCUCAAAGGUCACAAACGCUACUGCCGUUUCAAGGACUGCACCUGCGAGAAGUGCAUCCUCAUCAUCGAGCGGCAGCGCGUCAUGGCGGCGCAGGUGGCGCUCCGCAGGCAGCAGGCCAACGAGAGUCUGGAGAGCCUCAUCCCGGAGUCACUCAGAGUGCUGCCCGGCAUCGGCAUACCCGGAGCCGUCGAGGGGAACCAGGGAGCCCCGUCGAGGACAGACGAGCUGGAGCUGAGGUGGAGCAGCAAUGAGCCGGUGCAGGCCGGAGCACAGACAUGCACAGAUGAGGGUCCUGAUGAGGGGUCCGGGGGUGAAAAUGGGGGAAGCUCCAGUGAGAAGGAGCAGGAGCCGGUCAGCUCCCCCGAAGGCUCCAAACCAAACUCCUGCUACACCCCGGAGCCUCCAGAGACGCCCUCCCACCCGGAGGAGAGGCGCUACAGCCUCCCCAAAGCCGGCAGCGCUGAGAAGGAAGCCAAAGCCGAGAGUCCUCACAAGCAUCCCGUCAGCUCCGGAGAGCAGAGCGUGCUCAUCGAAGGCCUCACCGGCUCCAUCAACCUGCCCUUCAGCCUCCGGGCCAACCGGCCGCCGCUGGAGGUCCUCAAGAAGAUCUUCCCCGCUCACAAGCCUCCUGUCCUGGAUCUCAUCCUCAGAGGCUGCGGGGGGGAUCUGGUGGGCGCCAUCGAGAUGCUGCUGUCUAGCCAGGGUCCUGACAGGAGCGCGCACCCGCACGCCGACCAGCACCCGGAAGCCCUAUUACUGCCUUCAAACGGACACCUGUUCGAGCACACUCUGGGUGCCUACCACCCGGUGUCCUCCACCGCCAAGUGGUCGGUGGGCUCUGCUUUCCGGGUCCCCGAGUCUCUCCGGUUCACAUCCGACUCUGCGUCGGGCGUGGUGUCCGCCGGCCCGCUGGGUGUCCCCCUGCAGCACCCGUCCUUCCCGCAGCCCACGCGCUACCCGCUCAUGUUGCGCAACUCUCUGACACGCAGCCAGGGCAGCCCCUUCGUGCACAACGACGUGACUCUGUGGAAUACCAUGGCCCUGCAGCAGCAAUACCAGCUCCGCUCGGCGGCCCAGUACGUGUCGCCGUUCUCCCCCGCAGGCCCCGCCGGGACCGGGGGCUCCGUGUUCCGCAGCUCCGCCAUCCUCCCCUCCAGACAGUCCGAGGAGCAGCGCAUCAGCAUCCAGGAGGAGAGCUGCACGCUGGGGUCCAAACCCGGCCUCUACUCGCCUGAUGAGGAGUACGAAGAACGCUCCGACUCUGCAGACUCCCGCAUCCUCAACUCCUCCACCUAAACAAGCUGCUGAUGGACUCACACAGCAGGGGGGACACCAAAAAUGUAUUAUUGUGAAUGGACAU